Messenger RNA from Stomoxys calcitrans (stable fly), 1548 nucleotides. RefSeq lists its product as uncharacterized. Lineage: Eukaryota; Metazoa; Arthropoda; Insecta; Diptera; Muscidae. The record is from RefSeq and is a predicted model, not a curated record. The transcript is spliced from 2 exons. Bases 1 to 330 code for a protein of 109 amino acids.
AUGAGCAGCAAGCGCACUCUUUUAUCGACAUCACCUGAUCAUAAAGAACAUACACCAAAAAAAUACGCGCCGUCCCUAAAUAUGAGUGUAAGCAGUCAUCAAGACGUGUUUACAUGGAGCAAACUAUGCGAAGUCCUGGACGACAAAUUGAAGGGUGUAGCAAAGAAAGAAGAUCUGACGGAUAUCAAACAUGAAAUUGAAGAAUUAAAACAUGAGAAUUCUAAAUUAAAGGAAGACAUAAAGAAAUUAACAAACCGUCUAGAACUAGUUGACCAGAAAUCGAGAACCACAAAUAUCAUGGUACCGCCAGCGAAGUCCAAAGGGUUUUAAAUGCUAGAAGUAACCUUAAGGGACAAGCAAUUUUUAUUCAGAAGGAUUACACUGCAGCUGAACAGUCUAUUAGAUACAAUCUCAGGCAAGUUAGCAAAGUAAUAUCUAAGCAUAAAAAAGAUGUAAAAGUACGGCUUGGUGAAUUUUGUAUCUACAUCAACGAUAAACGCUUUACUUGGUUCAAUGGAAAGAUACGUUCUUCCGCUACAAACGAUGUAAAAUUUCUAGAAGAUAUAUUAGCUGAAUGCGGUUUUAGUUGUGAGGUUGUUUGCAACGAAAACGUAGUAUUAAAUAAAAACGAUAACAAUCCUUAUGUACAAUAGCUAGCUGAUUCGUGCCAUAUAAUAGCUUAUAACGUUUGUAACCUUGAAAAAUCGCUAAAUUUUGGAAACUUUAUAACCUUUUUAAAUAAGUUUGAUAUUUUCUUUUUGUUUGAAACCCAUGUUGUUGCUAAUAAACAAACUUAUUUCUCAUCAUUUUUUCAAAAUUAUUGUCUACACUGGGUUGAAGCAAUUAAAAUACAUAAAUCGGGUCGUGCUAGUGGAGGUUGCCUAUUCGGUUACAAAAGAGAAAUGAAAAAGAAAUACAAGCUAAACUUUACCGAAUGCAAUAGCCAUACAAUGCUAUCUGUGAAUAUUGACGGAAAUUUAUUCCAACUUAUCCCGACCUAUCUGAAUAGUACGAGCUGGAAGAACGAUGCAGAUAAGUUUGUAUCAUUUUUGAGCAGUCUAAAUCCAACCAGCUUCUGUAUUAUGGGAGAUCUAAAUGCAAGAAUAGGUGAACAACAAGUCCUGGACGAAAAUAUAAUCAGGGACCAACCUCAUAUAAAUGUAAUUAGGUGCUCUAAAGAUAAGAAUAUAAAUACACAAGGGAGACGGCUUUUGAAUAUGAUUGAGGACAUAGGUGGUAUUGUGGUAAAUGGAAGGACUUUAGGUGAUUUGGAUGGAAAACUUAGUUUCUUUGGUGUAAUGGGAAGCUCAUUGAUAGAUUACUGCAUUUGCUCAUCUGAUUUGUUGCAAUAUAUUGAGAAUUUUGCAAUACUUGCUAAGCCGUUUUCAGACCACAUGCCCAUCUGUCUCCAGCUUAAAAUCCCAAAGCAUUCUAGCAAUGUGACUAAACAGAAUGAUACUAGAAGACUUUAUUGGAGCGAUAGAAAUAUGACUCAAUACGGGUUAAAUCUGGGUAACACCCCAGUGAAUGGAUACUACCGUGCAGAUA